Clarias gariepinus (North African catfish) is the source of this 1620-nucleotide messenger RNA. Its product is annotated as retinol dehydrogenase 7-like. NCBI's taxonomy places the organism in Eukaryota, Metazoa, Chordata, Actinopteri, Siluriformes, Clariidae. The transcript is spliced from 5 exons. The record is from RefSeq and is a predicted model, not a curated record. Gene Ontology annotation, molecular function: oxidoreductase activity. Bases 72 to 1031 code for a protein of 319 amino acids.
UUUCUGUCUGACCGCACGUUGCUCCGCUCGGGUUUAAUUCAGAUCACUCGGCGUCUGAAGAGGAAACAGCCAUGUGGAUGUACGUAUUGGGUUUGGUGGUCCUGUAUUACGUGGUGCGCUGGUUCCGUGAGCUGGAGAGAGUUCCGGACAGAGGGAGCAAGUACGUUUACAUCACUGGCUGUGACACCGGCUUCGGGAACCUCCUUGCACGCCAUCUGGACACGUGCGGAUUCUGUGUGGUGGCAGCAUGCUUUACAGAGAAGGGCGAAGAGGAGCUGAAAAAGCUGUGCUCAAGCAGAAUGUCAACUGUCCAUCUGGAUGUCACGAAGAAGGAAUCUAUUGACAAGGUCGCGGCAUUCAUCAAGCAGCUAGUGGGGCAGAAAGGUCUGUGGGCGGUGGUCAAUAACGCGGGGAUCUCUGUCCCCUCGGCUCCCUGUGACUGGUUGACUCUGGAAGACUAUAAAGUCAUGCUGGCUGUCAACUUGGAAGGAGUCAUCGGUGUGACCCUGAGCGUCCUUCCUCUCAUCAAGAAAGCCAGGGGACGUGUGGUUAACGUCGCCAGCGUGUUCGGCAGGGUCAGUCCAAUGGGAGGACCCUACUGUGUGUCCAAAUAUGGUGUGGAAUCAUUUAACGACAGCCUCAGGAUAGGUAUGAAACCAUUCGGCGUAAAAGUCCUGUGUAUUGAGCCAGGUUUCUUCAAGACCACUGUAACAGACGGUGAUCUGAUAAUCAAGAAUACUAAAAUUCUUUGGGAAAGAUUGCCAAAGGAAACAAAAGAUGACUAUGGAGACAAUUUUAUAAGCAAAGUGGAAACAUUGUUGAGAGAGAAGAUAUCGAAGAUGGCAGAUGGUGACUUGAUGAAGGUUGUGAGCUGCAUGGAGCAUGCCGUGUCAGCCGUGCGUCCUCGCACCCGUUACUCCCCUGGCUGGGAUGCGAAAUUUUUCUGGCUGCCAAUCUCUUAUUGCCCCUCCUUCAUUUCUGACUACUUUUUUCUUAAAGACUCUGUCAAACCUGCCAAAGCGGUGGUUUAGACUGAUGCUGUGAACUAAAUCAAAGUCCGUUAUUUGAAAAAUAAAGUAUUUAGAUGUUCAUUUAGUUUUGCGCUCUAGGAGGGAUGGACAAAUGAGUAGUCGGGGCCUCGGGGACACAGAUUUAUACAUCCAGGAAAAUAAAAAACAUAACUAUUGGAAACAUAACUUUUUAGGAGGAAGAACAAAUAAUUUGAUAUGUAGAUCUGUUUGCAGUGAUGCAACUUAGGAUCUGGUGUUAAAAGGUAUAACAGGUAUGUGGAAAAAAAAAACCCAAGCAGGAAAAAGUUCUUUCAGGCAAAAGAUAUCCAUCAUAUGUAGAUUGAUGUUUCCAAAGUAUUAUUGAGCAAUGGUGUAUCCCAACCCACAUACAUUAGCUCAUAAUGUGUUAUGUUAUUGUCUAGUGUGGUUACAAAACAUUGGGGAAAAAACAUGGGAAAAGAAGACAUUGCUAAUGAGAUGAUUUGUCCGCCCCUGCCUAGAAUGCUUACUAAUGAGCCUAUAGGAAUCAGUUUUACCAUUUCAUUAAACAUACUGUAUAAGAGAUGUAUCAUAUAGUGAUAUCACUUUAAAUAAAACUGAAAAAAUCAUA